AUGGCUUCUACACGCAAAGAUGAUAAUACAAUUUAUCGCAUUCCGCCUUACUAUUACAUCCAUGUUCUUGAUCAGAACACAAAUGUCACGAAAAUUGAAAUUGGGCCUCAGACAUUUAUCCGACAAGACAACCAGAGAGUCAAUCUUGGUCCCGAGAAGAUGAUUGUAGUGCCGCCCCGUCACUACUGUGUCAUUGAGAAUCCAGUCUGGCGAGACAAAGACGGCAAGCCUGUGAUUGACAAACUUGGCCAGGCCAAACUUCAACAUGCGGACCAAGAAAUUAGAUUAACACAGGAUCCUUUCCCUCUAUACCCUGGGGAACUUCUGAAACAGCCUGUCACUGCCCUAAAAGUGGUCCAAGCUAAUUCUGCUCUUAGGAUCCGUGCUGUUCUUGAUUUUGAGGAUGAGAAUGGUGAAAAAAGGACCGCGGGCGACGAGUGGCUGUUUGAAGGACCUGGAACCUACAUCCCACGCAAAGAGUGCACAGUUGACGAAACAAUUCGAGCCACAGUGAUUGGUCCAAACCAGGCCAUUCGGCUGCGUGCCAGAAAAGAAUGCCAGGACAGGGACAGCAACCCCAGGGUGACGGGAGAAGAGUGGCUGGUGAAGAAGACAGGGGCCUACUUGCCAGGAGCAUAUGAAGAAGUCAUCAGUGUUGUUGAUGCGUAUGUGCUUACAGAAAAGAAAGCUCUACACAUGCGAUCUCUAAGAACAUUCAAGGACGACUUUGGAGUCUUGAGGAAAAAUGGUGAAGAGUGGCUCAUCACAAUGAAGGACACAGAGACCCACAUCCCAAAUGUUUAUGAAGAGGUUGUAGGUGUGGUUAACAUCACAACACUGAACAACCGCCAGUACUGCGUCAUCCUUGACCCGGUCGAUGACUCUGGCAAGCCUCAGCUUGGUCAGAAAAAGUUGGUUAAGGGAGAGAAAUCUUUCUUUUUAAUGCCUGGUGAAAAACUGGAGAAAGGGACCCAGAGUGUGUUCAUCCUUGGUGAAGAUGAGGGACUUAUUCUGAGGGCCACGGAAACAUUUCAAGAUGGGGAAGUGACCCGUUCACCUGGUGAUCGGUGGAUGAUUCGCGGCCCAACAGAAUAUGUGCCUCCAGUUGAAGUGGAAGUUGUGAUGAAGAGACAAGCUAUUCCGUUGGAUGAAAAUGAGGGGAUCUAUGUACGGGACAUCAAAACAGGCAAAGUACGAGCAGUUCAAGGAGAAACCUACAUGCUUAGCCAAGAUGAGGAACUCUGGGCAAAAGAGUUACCUCCAGCAGUUGAGGCCCUGCUGACUGUCGAUGUCGUAGCAGAACGCAGCGAUCGCAAGACAGAUUCCAGCAAAGCUGAAAAGCCUCGAGACAAGACCCGAGUUGUUACUUUCCGUGUACCCCACAAUGCAGCUGUACAGAUUUAUGAUUAUAAGGAAAAGAAAGCAAGAGUCAUCUUUGGACCAGAACUGGUAAUGCUGGGCCCUGAUGAGCAGUUCACACAACUGAGUCUGUCUGGCGGAAAACCCAAGAAACCCAAUGUGAUUAAAACUCUUUGCCUGUUGCUGGGACCAGAUUUCUGCACAGACAUUGUUGUUGUUGAAACUGCUGACCAUGCCAGAUUGUCUUUACAAGUUUCAUACAAUUGGCACUUCACCGUGGUUGAAAAAACUGCUACAGAAGCUGCCAAGUUAUUCAGUGUCCCUGACUUUAUUGGUGAUGCCUGUAAAGCCAUUGCAUCCAGAAUCCGAGGAGCAGUUGCUCAAGUUCAGUUUGAUGAUUUCCACAAGAACUCCGCUAAAAUUAUCAGAGCCUCUGUGUUUGGCAUUGAUGCCAGUGGCAAGGUGAAGGACGUCUUCCUGUUCCCACAGAACAAUUUGGAGAUCACCAGCAUUGACAUUCAGUCCGUGGAGCCGGUUGACCAGAGAACUCGGGAUGCCCUGCAGAAAUCUGUCCAGCUGGCUAUUGAAAUCACCACCAACUCCCAGGAAGCAACAGCAAGACAUGAAGCAGAACGACUGGAACAAGAAGCUAAAGGCCGACUGGAGAGGCAGAAGAUUUCAGAUGAGGCCGAGGCUGAAAAGGCUCGCAAAGAACUGCUGGAACUGCAGGCAAACAGUGCGGCUGUGGAAAGUACUGGGCAGGCCAAGGCAGAGGCUCAGAGCAGAGCCGAGGCUGCAAGAAUUGAGGGAGAGGCAGCGGUAGAACAGGCUAGACUGAAGGCUCAGGCCAGCAAGAUAGAAGCCGAAUCUGAACUAGAUCGCCUCACCCAUGCCAGAGAAGCUGAGUUGAAAUAUUUAACUGAACAAAACAAGCUUGAGUUGGAGAAAGCUGCAGAGACCUCUAACAUUGAAGUCUCAAAGUUCAAGGAAAUGGUUCGUAUGCUACAAGCUCUGGGGCUCAAAUCCACACUCAUCACUGAUGGCUCCUCGCCCAUCAAUCUCUUCACCACCGGAGCUGGCUUGAUCGGAAGUCUCGUUCCUUCCAAACGACGACAUCAAGACACUCAGGAUGAUGAUGCUGCAUAA
This is a messenger RNA of Candidula unifasciata, 2505 nucleotides long. Lineage: Eukaryota; Metazoa; Mollusca; Gastropoda; Stylommatophora; Geomitridae. The record is from the annotation of a GenBank genome assembly.